This is a messenger RNA of Lactuca virosa, 904 nucleotides long. NCBI's taxonomy places the organism in Eukaryota, Viridiplantae, Streptophyta, Magnoliopsida, Asterales, Asteraceae. The record is from the annotation of a GenBank genome assembly.
CUUGAAAAACAAGAACAUAAAAACCCAUUUUGUCUGUUUUACUUGAUAGAGAAAAUAUAUUUAUCUCUGCCUCCAGUGGUUGAUCUUGUGAUCAAAACGUAGAAAUAUAUUCAUCAAUCACAGUGGUUAUUCGAUAAAUUAUAUUUUCAUUUCUAUUAACCGGAAGCUUUAUCAUCAUAUAUGUAAAUACAGACAUAUUAUAGAUUGAAACACAAACUAUAGUCAAGAAAUUAAUAUAAUCAUGGGGAAGGAUCAUGAUAUCGAAGCUGGGAAGCAUUAUCCAUCACAAAUGGAAGAUCCUCAGCUACGUUGGGGUUUCAUUCGGAAAGUUUAUUCAAUCUUGACGUUACAAUUGCUUUUAACAGUUCUCAUUGCUAGUAUAGUUGUUCUAACCCCGCGAAUCAACCAGUUUUUCCGUACCCAAACGGGUCUAAUCGUAUACCUCAUCAUUGCCAUUAUUACGAUCAUAGUUCUCUUAGUGAUGCAACUCUUUAUGAAUCGUCACCCUCACAAUAUCAUCAUGUUGGGCUUGUUUACUGUGAUGUUUUCUGUUAUGGUUGGGGUUUCUUGUGUGUUUUCGAAAGGGAAAAUCAUAAUGGAGGCCAGUCUUCUAACCUCUGUGAUGGUGGUCAGCCUCACCCUCUUCACUUUCUGGGCAGCUAAACGAGGAUACGAUUUCAACUUCCUGUGGCCAUUUUUGUUCUGCACACUUAUUUUGGUUUUAAUUUUCAGCAUAAUUCAGAUCUUUUUCCCGAUGGGAAGCUUGGUGAGGAUGAUAAUCUCUUUUGUGGUGGCACUUCUAUACUGUGGAUUCAUCAUAUACGAUACAGAUAAUCUGAUUAAACGCUGCAGCUAUGAUGAAUAUAUCCUUGCUGCAACCAUGCUUUAUAUCGACAUGGGUUAA